Penaeus vannamei (Pacific white shrimp) is the source of this 1989-nucleotide messenger RNA. It is a transcript of the gene Arl6IP1, whose product is annotated as ADP-ribosylation factor-like 6 interacting protein 1. The record is from RefSeq and is a predicted model, not a curated record. NCBI's taxonomy places the organism in Eukaryota, Metazoa, Arthropoda, Malacostraca, Decapoda, Penaeidae. Gene Ontology annotation, cellular component: membrane.
GAGCAACGUAUUAUGGAUGCAAAUGCAUUUACACGUUUGGACACUAAGCUGCCCCAUCUGCCCCCCGUCACGUCGCAAAGUAACUUUAAAUUUACCCCGCCCUCAGUGCGCACACUCUGCUCGGGACAGAGGACAGCCUGCCACCAUUGCCAACAUCCUGGAAGGGGAGGAGAGCUCAGCGAAUUUCACUCUCUCCCUAGGAUGCAGUGAUUCCCGUGCUCGAGUGUUGAUCGGGAGUGCCUUUGCUCUUGUGUGUGGAGGUCCUGGACGGUGAAUCAAGGGCGUGACAAGGAUUCCAUUUGGCUUUUGACGGUUAAAGGAACAAACCAAGGGGGUUGGCAGUGGUCACACAGUAUCAUCUGGUGUAAACAAACCCGACAAUGGACAUGACACAAGAUCAGGACCGGCGGGUGAAGACCCUGCGACGAGAGUUAGAAGGAUGGCGCGAGGUGUUAUAUGUUGGCCAUUCCAUUCUUGUGUGGGAGAAGCAGUACUACCCAUUCAUUUCCAUCUCGGCAGUUACAGCACUUUUUCUGAUGAUAUGGUAUCUGGAACCCUCAAUGUUGACACUUCUCUCCGUUCUGGGCAUCACAGUAACAUUGUGUGACUAUCUAGUACCGCAGAUUGUCCCGUGGAUUGUGGGAGCACAUUAUUGGACUGGAACACAUGAACGACGCUAUGAACAGAUCAUCACCUCGGUUGCCUCACUGUGUGGAUUGGCCUCAUAUGUGUCUAAUACUUUAGCCUCCAUGAAGGAGUCAAAGCCCAGAACAUAUUUUGUGAUGGUGACAGGAAGUCUCAUAGUUAGUGCAUGGAUCGGCAGCACUAUAAAUAACCUGCUUCUUACUUAUCUCAUCAUGCUAGUCUUAGUGUUACUACCAGGAAUGAAGCAUCAUGGGAUCUUACAAAAAUAUUUCUCAACGGGACUUCAAGCUAUUGCCAACCUCAUGAAGAGCUCUGUCGCAGCCAUACACGGAGGAAAGAAGUCUGACGGGGACGCCAACAAGAAGAAGGACUAAUACUUCUAAGAACCUUUCAAGUUUUUACCAUUGUAGUUUUUGUUUUCCUUCUCUUUUUUUUGAAGUAUUAUUCAGGUAUUACUCAUGCUCUGUUGGUGAUACUGAGAAAAUUCCCAGGUUUAUUUGUGUUGCAGCUUUCAAUUGGAAAAAAAGAUGCUCUCUAGCUGCAGGUUUUUAUCAGUAUAUCUAGCAUGUGCCCCACUACUUAAAAGAGUAUAUAAUGCACUUCCAUAUGGUUAAUGGUACCUAGGUUAUGUUAUGAAAUGAACAAUUGAUGCAGCUUAUUUUUUUAUUUCUUUAUGUAGAAAAGAAGAAAAAUCCACUCAAGGAAUAUUCACAUAUUAUAUUAGGAAAUGAGUAGGAAGGUACAGAACUAUUUUUGAUACCUUGAUUUCUAGUAAUUUAAAAGAGAGUGUAAAGUAUUUUGGCUAUUUUAGGCAUGGAUUAUUAUGUGGACCAAAGGUUGGCAAAAUUUCUUGCCUAUAUAGACUAUUUUAAGCUCCCCUCCCUGCAAAUUAUACUUUGACUUCUACCCAGUAGGCAACAAAAUUAUCCACAUUGUAUUUCAUAUUUUCAUCUUGAAGUAUUAUAGCACUAACAAUUUUCAUUUCUAUUUAUACAUCUGUUGAAAUAAUUUUUUUUCCACAGUAAACUAACUGAAUAGAUUAGAAAUGAUGUAAAAUGCCAUGACAAAUAUAGAGUAUAUGAACCUGCAAUCUUCCUGUCUAUGUAAUAUAUAUAUUUUAGAUGAGUGCACCAUUACAGUUAGGAAAGGUAUAGUUUCCAUAUAAACCCUCGGAUGUUUAUACAUCAUGUCGUUGACAUCAUUGCCAACCUUUGGUUUACACAAAAUCAUGUUCACAUACAAGCAUAUGCAUGUGUGUAAUUUACACACACACACACACACACACACACACACACACACACACACACACACACACACACACACUCACUCACACUCACUCACUCA